UCAAACAGACCCAGUAGCCACGCAGGAGUUAGCAACCGUGGCACGCUCUUUACUCGUUCUUCCGCCAUAACACUGUGACCCGUAACUCUUGCAUUCACUAAUUGUGUUGUAACUUUCCCAUGGUUAGAGCCGACAUGUGAACAUGGAAAAAAAAAAAGGUCAAAGGUUACCAUAUUUAGUAUAGAUCUUAUUUUACGAAAAUAGCCGUUACUUUUUUUCUUUUUUUUUUCCGUAGUUGAUGUUUUAAAAUCGAGUUAAAGAAAAAUUGUGUUAAUAGCGUGCACAAUGGUUGUGAGUCUUGAAGUCACCGGAUCUUAUCGAGAGUGGAUAUACAUCAAUCCGUUCAAAAUCUCAUGGAUACGUUGAUGUUGUCAUUCGUCACGCUUGUGGAUAUGUCGGCCACUAAGUGCAGGAAGCAUCGAAGUUAUGUCCCAUUUACCUCCCUUGCCUUCAUUGCUGCUGCCCGUGUGAUGACGCAAUCCUGUCUGUAGCAGGUGUGGGAGUUGUUGAACCCAAAAAUGCCAGCUAUAGGUAACGUCACCUGCCUGAAUGGGACAGCGGGAGGCACCCCGAGCAACGAAAAGGAUGACCUCAACGCCCUACUGUACAUCGUCGUCACCCUUCUCUUCUACUCGAUGGGUAUUAUCAUUGGCAUCAUUACGUACUUGAAACGAGAGCAAGCUGAGAUGGAAGAGGAUAAGAUGUUUGAAAUGUACCUACAGCUCAAAAGGGAGCCCUUCAACCUUCACAAGAAGGAACGCGUCCAGCAAAUGGCCAUCUACCUCAAGCAGCUGGAGGAGCGACGGGAAGCAAGGGAGAGAGUUGAAAACUGGAGAACCGCUGACAACCAGCAGCAGCACCACCCUUCAUGUCGCCUCCACUCCUCGUUUCUUGCCGGAUCUGAAGGCUUGGCUGGCCACGCGUUCGGUCCUCCCAGAGUGAACGACGCCGAGUGGGCAGAGACUGGUGGCGGGCCCGCCCUACUUUGCUCCCUAUCUCUUGGAGUGUGCGAGCCUCUGCUGACUCCGGAAACAAUCAAGCGAGUUGCUUUUCCUGAUGUUCCGAGCACAGACAUGGACACUAAAGAUAUUGGCUAUUUUCACCAAACUCAGCUUCGAUGCCAGUGUGGAGCAAUUAAAAGCGCCUUCAAAGGGAGCUCACCAGUAAAAUUAUCUUCCGCCAUUAAGAAAACAGCAAUCAGCGCCCAGAUGGUUUGCCCCAACCAGUGUACAGAUAAGGUCGAUAUAUGCACAAGACAACUUUUCAAAAACCUAGAUAACUCUGUUACCUCUCGAGAUUUCUGUGAUGUUACCCAGGUAGAUGUACAGAUAUUAGACGAAGCAUUACCCGUCUUCCAAAAAUGUUCACUUUUUCUUGCAUCUCCGGGCCAAAAGAAGGGAAAAUCCAUUUUUUCUCCCAGGCCAAGGAGCGUGUCCUGCACGGAGCUUAUAAGCCGCACGCAAAUGUCCCGCAAACUUAGCUUAGAUCUAGAACAAAAACUCAACGAGCUGGCAGUGCACAGCCACGGUGUGUCGACGAUUCCUUUCAAAGAAAACUCAAAAGCGAGAUCUUUGCAGCACUUUUUCUCGUCCAACGAUGCAGCAUCUGUCAUCUUUCAGAACAACGACCAGACAUCGAGCCAGAAAUGCUCUGAGUUUGUCAGGACUCCGGACCUUAGCAACGACACGUUGACAGAAAGUAAUAUUGAAAGUCUCCGCUUGCAGGAACAUUUUUUUGUGGAUCAUCCUUUAAAGGAGCCUACACAUGUGGAGGAUCCAAGAAGAUCGUUAGCUUCACCUUUACUUAGCCCUACUGCAUUAUCUCAACAACAAACAAUUGUAUAUUCUAUACCACUUCCAGAACAAACAUUUCCAGUGUCAGAGCCACACACUCCACUUCCAAUUCAGCUAGCGCUCUUUCUAACGCAAACUCCGUUAGACGCCAGACCUAAAAUCUACCCAUUGACAGACAUUCCAAAGUCCUUGAGUAUGGACGACACAGAUGGUGCCGCUUCUCUGGACUCUUCAGCAUACAAACGUCUUCGUAAUCCUAAAUACGAUUCUUGGAAAAAGGGAAAUCACAGGACUGUAGAUAUCCCCGAUUUGUCACGAUCACAGCCCACCGAGCCAGAAAGCAAAAUCUCUGUUCACCGCGGAAAGAGUUCUUUGCCAAGGAGUCACCCUCCUACAAGAGACAAUGAGAGAAGGGGAGCUUUAUUUUUUACACAGAAAAAGCUGCACAAAGAAACAGACUGUUCUAAACCGGGAACAAUGCAGCGUUCUUCUAGGCAUGUUGGCCUACUAGGCAGACAGGAGAGUAUUGAUUCAUCCAACAAUUCGGACUUUUCUGACUCGCCGCUCCUGCAGACGAGUGGUGGGUUCGACAGUGGGGCGCUUCUCAACUUGUCCAGCGCUUCUUCAUCCACGGGGUCAACGUCCAUGUCCCCUCCCGCGCAGAGCAAGCUCCAUGGGAAAAUCCCUCGCCUUGUGAGGUCACAGACAGAAGAGACUUCAAAACUUUUGAAAAAAUAGAGUUAACUUCUGCAAUAAUUGAGCAUUGUGAACAUAUUUGGCUAACUCGACCAACUGAUUCAUGCCCUAUGUGUUUCGAACCUGGAGCCGAAUAAAUUACCGAAAUAUAUGUCACGAGCCUCAUCACGGAAACAGUAUCGCCGAGUUCAAUGGAGCCAAGCCUCUGCCAUUUCAUUCGGCACUUUGGGCUGAAGUGUCAAGGCAUGGAUAACACCGAGUCACAGGCCAGAUGUGGCGCGUGGGCCGUAGUUUGAGGAUCACUGCACUAUAUUCUUAAUUAAGCACUUUCGUGUCUUUCUAUCACAGAACAAUACUUGUAAUGAGCGUAUUCGACAAUUUCCUCCAAAGUCUGCAUUCCUUUAGAGUUCAAUGCUUUCAUUUCUUGUAUGACUUGGGUGUAACGCACUUGUUGAAUCUAGUUGUUGAAAAUA
This is a messenger RNA of Biomphalaria glabrata, 2962 nucleotides long. RefSeq lists its product as uncharacterized. The record is from RefSeq and is a predicted model, not a curated record. NCBI's taxonomy places the organism in Eukaryota, Metazoa, Mollusca, Gastropoda, Planorbidae. Bases 519 to 2531 code for a protein of 670 amino acids. The transcript is spliced from 3 exons.